AUGCCUCUUCUAGGCGGAGGGCCCUCGUCAGCUGCUGCAGUAUUGCUGCAGCACCUUCCUCACCCAGCACUGCAGCAGCAGCAGCAGCAGCAGCAGCAGCAGCAGCAGCAGCAGCAGCAGCAGAAGCAGAUGCAGGGACAGAAAAGUAGAUAUGAGAGAAGCAGCCGCUUAUUGCAGCAGCAGCAGCACGAUGGAAGCAUAUUAAAGGCAGCAACAACAACAGCAGCAGCAACAGCAGCUGCAAAUACAGCAGCAGCAGCAGCAGCAGCAACACCAACAGCCGCAGCAACAGCAGCAGCGCCAGCACAAGCUGCAGCAACAGUAGCAACGGCAACAAGAGUAGCAAAAGCAGCAGCAGCAGCAGCAGCAACAGCAACAGCAGCAGCAGCAGCAGCAACCACAGUGUACCUGUACUUGCUGCACAGCAACAGCAGCAGCAGCAGCAGCAACCACAGUGUACCUGUACUUGCUGCAGCAGAAUCUUCUCCCUCAUCUGCUGCUGCUGUGUCUCCUUUGUCUUGCGCGUGGAGACAGCAGCAGACUGCAGCAGAGUCCUCAUUGUCUUCUGCAGCAGCAAACACAGCAGCAGCAGCAGCAGCAGCAGCAGUUGCAGCAGCAGCAACAGCAGCAGCAGCAGUAGUACUUGCAGCAACAGCAGCAGCAGCAGCAAAACCAACAGCAAUAGUAGCAGUAGCAACAGCAGCAGCAGCAAGAGCAGCAGCAGGAAGAGCAGCAGGAGCGACAGCAGCAGCAGCAAGAGCAGCCGCAACAGCAGCAGCAGCAGCAGCAGCAGCAGCAGCAGCAGCAGCAGCAGCAGCAUGUUUUGUGACCUUUAUUUUUGCAACUUCUUUUGCGUUUUCUUCCAAUCGACGAGAAGUAGCAGCAGAGGCCUCAGCAAGAGCAGCUUGCUGCCGCAGCAGCUGCAGCAAACACCCAGCAGCAGCAGCAGCAGCAGCAGCAGCAGUUGCAGCAGCAGCAGCAGUUGCAGCAGCAGCAGCAGCAGUUGCAGCAGCAGUUGCAGCAGCUGCUGCAGUAGCAGCAGCAGUAGUAGCAUGCCAAAGCAGAAGUGCAUCACCAGCAACAGCAACAGCAACAGAAACAGCAGAAUCAGCAGCAGCAGCAGCAGCAGCAGCAGCAGCAGCAGCAACAGCAGCAACAGAAGCAGCAGCUUCGUUUGUGAGUGUAAACAUGUUGCAUCACCAGCAACAGCAACAGCAACAGAAACAGCAGAAUCAGCAGCAGCUGCAGCAGCAGCAGCAGCAGCAGCAGCAACAGCAGCAACAGAAGCAGCAACAGCAGUUACACAGGCAAAACCAGCCACCACAAGAAAACAGACAGCAGCAACAGCAGCAGCAGCAACAGCAGCAGCAGCAGCAACAGCAACAGCAAGAGUAG
Molecule: messenger RNA, 1395 nt
Organism: Eimeria mitis
Lineage: Eukaryota; Apicomplexa; Conoidasida; Eucoccidiorida; Eimeriidae
Exons: 4
Coding region: 1-1395 (464 amino acids)
Source: RefSeq, a predicted model, not a curated record